This is a messenger RNA of Neoarthrinium moseri, 3498 nucleotides long. RefSeq lists its product as uncharacterized. Gene Ontology annotation, cellular component: nucleus. Gene Ontology annotation, molecular function: cytoskeletal protein binding; identical protein binding; ubiquitin binding. Bases 1 to 3498 code for a protein of 1165 amino acids. The transcript is spliced from 5 exons. Lineage: Eukaryota; Fungi; Ascomycota; Sordariomycetes; Amphisphaeriales; Apiosporaceae. Gene Ontology annotation, biological process: actin cortical patch assembly; regulation of actin filament polymerization. The record is from RefSeq and is a predicted model, not a curated record.
AUGGGGUUCCUCGGCGUCUACAAGGCCGUGUACGACUACGAGCCCCAGAGCGAGGGCGAGCUGGCCAUCACCGAGGGCGACCUGCUCUACGUCCUCGAAAAGGAUGGCGAGGACGACUGGUGGAAGGCCAAGAAGAAGGCCGCCGCCGACGAUGACGACGAACCCACGGGUCUGAUCCCGAACAACUACGUCGAAGAGGCCCCCGUCAUCAGCGCAGCACGCGCCCUCUACGAUUAUACCCGCCAGACCGACGAGGAGAUAUCAUUCUCCGAGGACGCCAAGCUGCAGGUCUUUGACACCUCGGAUCCCGACUGGAUCUUGGUCGGCGCCGACGGCGAUUAUGGCUUCGCUCCGGCCAACUACAUAGACAUGGGCGACGCCGCGGAACAGGAGGAAGAAGACGAAGCAGAGCCCGAGCCCGAGCCCGCGCCCGCCCCUGCGCUCCCGUCCUUGCCGCGACCUGAGCCCGCAGCUCCGCCUUUACCGCCCUCACUCCCCGUCCGCCCCCCCGUCUCCGCCGAACCCGAAGAGCCUCCCAGCCCUGCUCUGCCUGCCCGACAUGCCUCGGUGGCAUCGGAGCCGAGCCCGGUCGCCCCUGCCGCCGCCCUCGCCGGUGUUAUGCAGGGCAGGUCGUCAACGAGAGCCCCGACGCCCCCUCCCAUCGUCGUGCCACCGCGCCAGCAGUACCUGUCGGAGGAGUCGGAAGACGAGCCCAGCCCUGCUUUGCCCGUGCGUCCUCGCUCGCAGUCGGCCCUAUCUAACGACCAGUCUCUGGCAUCCCCCUCUCUGGCAUCCCCCUUGCCGCAGCGGACCAGCAGUCGCCGGGUCAGGGAAUAUGAGGACGACCAUCCGGUGCGCGAUCACGGCAAGAUUGCCCCGGGGGGCUUUCACAUGUACAAUAUCAACGAGAUGGUCUCGGUCAUGGGCAAGAAGAAGAAGAUGCCCACGACACUCGGGGUCAACUUGAAGACGGGACUUAUACUGAUCGCGCCGGAGCGACCUUCUGACGGGCCUACGCAGGAGUGGUCGGCCGAUAAGAUGACACACUACUCACGAGAGGGCAAGCACGUGUUUUUGGAAGUGGUGCGCCCCAGCAGGAGCAUCGACUUUCACGCCGGCGCCAAGGACACUGCCGCAGAGAUCGUCAGCGCCCUGGGCGAGCUGUCGGGCGCCAUCCGCGCCGAGGGUCUACGGGAGGUCAUCAUGGCCGGCACCGGCCAUGCCAGCCAGAAGAAAGGCGUCAUCCUCUACGACUUCAUGGCCCAGGGAGACGACGAGGUUACCGUGGCGGUUGGGGACGAGGUCAUCGUCAUAGACGAGCACACAAGCGAGGAGUGGUGGACAGUUCGCCGACUCAAGAACGGCAAGGAGGGCGUCGUGCCCAGCAGCUACAUUGAGGUCACCGAGACCAUCACAUCGCCGACCGCGGCUUCCACUUCGGGCAUCAAUGCCGGACGCUCUACCGUUGCCCAGAACCGCCUGGAGGAGCAGCGUUUGACGAAGGAGGCCCUCAAGAAAGAUCAGAAAACAGCAGAGCAGCGAAGCAAGCGCGAAAGCGGUCGAACCGAAGCCAGCGGCAGUCGGUCCUCAUCCUCCAAGUCAAAACCCGACCCUUCGAAGACUCGAGUUUGGACGGACCGGAGCAAGUCCUUCAGCGUCGAGGCUCAGUUCCUCGGCGUCAAGGACGGAAAGAUCAACCUCCACAAGGUGAACGGUGUCAAGAUUGCCGUGCCGGUGGCCAAAAUGUCGGUCAAGGACCUCGAGUACGUUGAGCUCAUCUCUGGUAUCUCCCUCGACGAGGACAGGCCCCUGUCCGACGUGAAGCGAGCUCAGACGACGAGAAACAAGGCACAGGCCAAACAAGAGGCUGCCAAGGUUGGCGCAUCGAUUGAGCCUCCCAAGUCCGACUACGACUGGUUCCAAUUCUUCCUGUCGUGUGAUGUCGCCGUCGGACUUUGUGAGAGGUAUGCGCAGUCUUUCGCCAAGGAUUCCAUGGACGAGAGCGUCCUGCCGGACGUGGAUGCUAGUGUCUUGCGGAAUCUGGGCCUUCGAGAGGGCGACAUCAUCAAGGUCAUGCGCUACUUGGACAAGAGGUACGGCCGGGACGGCAAGAAGAGAAACGUGAGUUUCGCCGGGGACGACGAGGGAGAUGGUGCAUCGGGCGGCCUGUUCUCGGGUCCCGGUGGUACACUACGAAACAAUACUCGAAAAGGACGGCCUGCCCCGGCCGUGGAGACAAACAACACGGUUGAUGCCAAGGCGCUCUCUCUGGGUAAGGACACAAGUGCGGAUAGUUCGUCAGCAUCGUCACCUGCCGCAUCCCGGCCGGCGGCGACGGGGAAGAGCGCCGGCGGCUUUGAUGACGAUGCCUGGGAUGUGAAGCCGUCAAAGCAGCCGGAGGCCAAGCCCGCCCCGACCCCGGUGACGGCGGCGGCGGCGGCCCCUGAGCCGAAGCCGGUUGCUCAAGAAGCACCGAAGCCACCGCCUACGCAAGGCCUGCUGGAUCUGUCGCUUCUCUCGCAGCCCCUGGAACCCGAGAAGGUACAGCCAACGCCCCCAUCACAGCCACAGAUUGUUCAACCUCCGCCUCAGCCCGCUCCUCAACAGCAGCCUCCUACAAGCCAGCCUCAAGGUGCGACCCCAGGCUUCUUCACUAGCCUUGCCCAGCAGCAGACCGGCAUUGCGACCAUGCCGACUGGACAGCCAUUGAACUUGGGGCUCGGCGGCAGUCGCCAACGACCUCUGGCCCCUCAGAUGACACAAGGCCAGCCUGGGUUGGUGCCUCCUCCGCCUGCUCGGCCACUGUCCGCACCGCAAUCUGCGCAGCCCAGUGGAUUUGCACCACCUCCGUUGCAGCCUCAGAUGACGGGCAUUGCUCCCCCGGGUCAGAGCAUGAACGACCUCGCCCAGCAGCAGAGGAUGCAGCAGCAGCAGCAGCAAUACAUGGGUGGCUUCCAGCCGCAACCUACCGGCCAAGGUAUGAUGGGUUUCAAUGCAGGCGUAGGCAUGCAGCCGCAGCCUACAGGAUUUGGGGCAAACCAGUUCAUGCAGCCUGCCAUGACGGGCGCACCGCAGAUGCAGCAAAGACCCUUCGGCGAUCCGCGCCCGCAGCAGUUCUCGCCCGUCCAGGCGCAGCCCACCGGCUUCCCGGGCGCCUUCAACAACCCCGGACAGCAAUUUCAGCCCGGUGGUGGCGUCAACUCGUACCUGCCGCCUGCCAUGGAACCCCAGAGGACAGGCAUGCCGCAGAUGCAGCCUGCAAUGCAACCCCAGCAGACCGGAUUCGGCGGGGGCUUCGGCACGGGUUUCAACCCGGGCAUGGGCAACCACCAGCAGCAGCAGCAGCCGCUGCCGCCACCAGCCGCUCCUCUCCAGCCGCAGCAGACUGGGCCUGCUCCCCCGGUCCGAUUUGGUGUGCCGGACAAGAUCGUGCCACAGGCGACCGGUCGCCGUGCGAAUCUCGCACAUGCAACUCCACAAAACCCAUUUGGAUUCUGA